AUGGCGACCCAAGUUGGAAAAAACUUUUCAAAAUACUUUGAGAAUUGGAUCAGUCAACUUGAAGAGUUGCUCAAGUUACUCCUCAUAGUCCCGAGAGAAAGCUUAUACGUCAAAGAUCAGGAAUCGUUGGUGAACAAAAUGACAGCACAUCACAAAGAUUACUACACAGCCAAAUGGGCGGCGGCUCAUGAAGAUGUAUUAGCAUUUUUCUCACCAAUGUGGCUCAGCUCGUUGGAAAAUGCUAACUUAUGGGUCACGGGGUGGAAGCCGUCUAUAGCCUUUCGGCUAGUCGGUGUGGCCCUUUCUCAACUGAGCGAUGAGCAGUUGAAAAAUGUUGAUGCAAUGAGGGUGAAGAUUAAGGGAGAGGAAGACAAAGUGGAGAGGGAAAUGGAGAGGAAACAAGUGGCACUAGGGGAUAGAAAGAUGGUGGAGUUGUCAAGGAUGAGAAGGGUUGAUGAUAACAAUGAGUUGGAUAGGCUAGUUGAGUUGGCGUUGAAAGGGUUAAUGAUGAGUUUGGAGAGGGUUAUGAAAAUGGCUGAUUGUGUUAGGCUUAAGACGUUGAAGGGUUUGUUGGAGAUAUUGAGUCCUAUACAGUCUGUGGAUUUGUUGGCUGCUAUUGCUACGCUUCAAAUUCAGAUGAGGAAAAGGGGCAGAAAGAAAAAAGACUCGAAUGUAGUCAAUUAA
This is a messenger RNA of Capsicum annuum, 684 nucleotides long. RefSeq names its product protein DOG1-like 4. The coding region runs from base 1 to 684 and encodes 227 amino acids. The transcript has a single exon. Lineage: Eukaryota; Viridiplantae; Streptophyta; Magnoliopsida; Solanales; Solanaceae. The record is from RefSeq and is a predicted model, not a curated record. Gene Ontology annotation, molecular function: sequence-specific DNA binding. Gene Ontology annotation, biological process: DNA-templated transcription.